Messenger RNA from Sorex araneus (European shrew), 1635 nucleotides. RefSeq names its product olfactory receptor 7C1-like. The transcript is spliced from 4 exons. Lineage: Eukaryota; Metazoa; Chordata; Mammalia; Eulipotyphla; Soricidae. Gene Ontology annotation, molecular function: G protein-coupled receptor activity; olfactory receptor activity. The coding region runs from base 1 to 1635 and encodes 544 amino acids. Gene Ontology annotation, biological process: G protein-coupled receptor signaling pathway. The record is from RefSeq and is a predicted model, not a curated record. Gene Ontology annotation, cellular component: membrane.
AUGUCCUUUUUCAUGCCUCUGCCCACCUCAUCUCUUCCCACACUGCUCACCCCUAAUUCUGCAGUCCUGUGUCUCUGCGCUGUCACAGGGGCCGUGGAGUUCCUCCUCCUGGGGCUCUCAGAUGACCCCCAAGUCCAGCCUGUCCUUUUCGGCAUCUUCCUGUCCAUGUACCUGGUCACCGUCAGUGGGAACCUGCUCAUUCUGCUGGCCAUCAGCUCCGACUCUCGCCUGCACACCCCCAUGUACUUCUUCCUGUCUGUUUUGUCCACAGCUGAUAUCAGCUUUACCUCCACCACAGUCCCAAAGGUGAUUUGGGACAUUCACACUCAGAGCAGACAUAUCUCUCAUGCCAGCUGCCUGGUGCAACUGUCCCUUUAUGUCCUUUGUGGAUGUUUGGAGUGUGUCAUUCUAGGGGUGAUGGCCUAUGAUCACUUUGUGGCCAUCUGCCACCCCCUGCACUACCCAAUCAUCAUGAAUCCCCGUCUAUGUGGCUGGCUGAUUCUGGGGUCCAUCUGCAUCAGCUUGCUGAAUGCCCAGCUGCAAUUCUUGAUGAUGUCACAGCUCAUCUUUUGCAGCCAGGUGGAAAUCCCUCACUUCUUCUGUGACUCCCCUCAACUGCUCAAGCUGGCCUGUGGGAAUAUCUGCACCAAUAACCUCAUCAUAUAUUUUAUUGUUGCUAUUGCCUGUGCUGAGUGUCUCUGCGCUGUGGACCCCCACAAUGUCACAGGGGCUGUGGAAUUCCUCCUCCUGGGGCUCUCAGAUGACCCCCGAGUCCAGCCCGUUCUCUUCAGCCUCUUCCUGUCGAUGUACCUGGUCACCGUCACGGGGAACCUGCUCAUCGUGCUGGCCAUCAGCUCUGACCCCCGCCUGCACACCCCCAUGUACCUUUUCCUGUCUGUUUUGUCCACAGCUGACAUCUGCUUUACCUCCACCACGGUCCCAAAGGCGAUUUGGGACAUUUACACUCAGAGCAGAAAUAUGUCUCAUGCCAGCUGCCUGGUACAACUGUCUCUUUUGAAUAUUUUUGGGUGUUUGGAGUGUGUCAUUCUAGGGGUGAUGGCCUAUGAUCGCUUUGUGGCCAUCUGCCAUCCUCUGCACUACCCCGUCAUCAUAAACCCCCGUAUCUGUGGCUUGCUGAUUCUUGGGUCCAUCUGCAUCAGCCUUCUGGACUCCCAGCUGCAAUUCUUGAUGAUGUCACAGCUCAUCUUUUGCACCCGGGUGGAAAUUCCUCACUUCUUUUGUGACCUCUCUCAACUGCUCAGGCUGGCCUGUGGGGAUAUCUUCAUUGAUAACCUCAUCAUAUAUUUUAUUGUUGCUCUUCUGGGCGGUGUUCCAGCCUCAGGGAUUUUUUAUUCUUACACGAAAAUAAUCUCCUCUGUCUUGAGAAUCUCAUCCAAAGGCGGGCGGUCCAAAGCCUUCUCCACCUGUGUUUCUCACCUGUCCACAGUUUGCUUGUUUUAUGGGACAGCUAUGGGGGUGUACCUCAGCUCAGCUGUCUCCCAGUCCCCCCGGAAGGGGGCAGUGACCUCAGUGAUGUACACUAUGGUUGUUCCCAUGCUCAACCCCUUUAUCUACAGCUUGAGAAACCAGGACAUCAAAAGGGCCUUCCAGAAGCUUCUCAGUAGGACAAUUUAG